AUGACCCCACAGGAGAGAAUGAAAGCAGCACAGCGGCGCGCCCAAGAGAAGCUGAAUGAGCAGCGAAAAGAAUACGAAGCCACCGCCAUGCAAGGCGGUCUGGCCCCCAGCAGCGCAUUUGGAGGCGAGCUGAAACGAAAGUUUCACCCAGCCGGCCUGCUGGCCGAAGACGCCUUCGCCAAGCGCAAUCCCAGCAACAUGGACGUGGCUCUCAAUCCCCGGCCCGAGGCUCGUCUGAGAUGGCAGCGCAAGAUGGUCAUCCGCGAGAUCAAGCACCGCGGCCGAAUGAACAAGACGGUGCGCAUCGCCAGAACCGAACGCGAACACACGUCCCGGUCGCACUUUUUCAAGACGUCGAUGAAAAAGCUUGCCCCCCUUGCCCGCCAGAUCGCCGGCAAGUCAAUCGAUGAGGCGAUCCUGCAGAUGAGGUUCUCGGAUAAGAAGGUCUCUCAGGACGUUCGGCAGCACCUCAUCCAAGCUCGCAAUGAGGCCAUUGUCAUCAAGGGCAUGGGUCUUGGGCGUGCUGGAUCCGAAACAAACGCCGACUUGCACGCCGAUCCGAGCGAGACGCCCCCACUCCCGCACCAGACGCCCCUGAAGACCUACAAGAAGGGCGAGGCUCCUGAUCCGACGGACAUCUAUAUAGCGCAGGCGUGGACCAAUCGUGGGCCGUACGGCCAGGAACCGGAUUACCGUGCUCGAGGACGGAUGUACGUGAUGAGACCACCGCACACAGGUCUGACGGUGCUGUUGAAGGAAGAAAAGACGCGGACCAGAGAGAAGGUCGAGAAGGAGGCGAAAGCCCUGAAGAAACGGACCGGCAAGAGCAUGUGGGUACACCUGCCCGACCGACCCGUCACCACCCAGAGACAACAUGUCUUGUGGUAG
Molecule: messenger RNA, 888 nt
Organism: Cladophialophora yegresii CBS 114405
Lineage: Eukaryota; Fungi; Ascomycota; Eurotiomycetes; Chaetothyriales; Herpotrichiellaceae
Exons: 1
Coding region: 1-888 (295 amino acids)
Biological process (GO): ribosome assembly; translation
Cellular component (GO): mitochondrial large ribosomal subunit; ribosome
Molecular function (GO): structural constituent of ribosome
Source: RefSeq, a predicted model, not a curated record